This is a messenger RNA of Rotaria sp. Silwood1, 588 nucleotides long. NCBI's taxonomy places the organism in Eukaryota, Metazoa, Rotifera, Eurotatoria, Philodinida, Philodinidae. The record is from the annotation of a GenBank genome assembly.
AUGAAAACACUUAUUAAAGACAAUGUUAUUGUCUUUUCUCAACCAGGUGAUUGCCCAGCAUCUCAUCAAAUUAAUGAAUCUGAUCUCAAUGGUGAUGAAUAUGCAGUAAUAUGGUAUGAAGAUCUUGUUCCACUUCAAAUCCCGAAUGCCGUACCUUUUGACUAUGAUUCACAGAAAGCAUUGCCAGAACUUGACCGACCUGUAAAUCAAGACGAUAUAAAUCAUGUUGUACUACAAAUAGCUGAAAGUGAUUAUUUAGGACGAUUGCCUAAUUUACAUUUGGCAUAUACCGAUAGUUACGGAGUCGGCAGUAACGAACGACCAAACAAAGAUGUUUUAUCAACACUCGUACUAGCUGGAGCAAUUAGUUUCGGAGUCGAUAGUGGACAAACUGGGCAACAUCCAUUAGAUAAUAAUCAGAUACGGAAACAAAAAAAAGCAUUACGAGAUGAACGACCAGAUUUCAUGGAAAAUGCCAAUAUGAAAUCGUAUCCAUCGAAAAAAUACUUGAUAAACAUACAUUUCAAGAGAAAACUCUAUCGUUCAUCACGUCGAAUGUUGCCUGGAUGGAAUGGACUUCUUCGAUGA